Molecule: messenger RNA, 870 nt
Organism: Amphimedon queenslandica
Lineage: Eukaryota; Metazoa; Porifera; Demospongiae; Haplosclerida; Niphatidae
Product: AN1-type zinc finger protein 3-like
Exons: 4
Coding region: 106-681 (191 amino acids)
Molecular function (GO): DNA binding; zinc ion binding
Source: RefSeq, a predicted model, not a curated record
ACAUCAUCCUCAGAAGACGCUGAAAGAGGAAAGGACAUAAAAGACGAGACAUUAGCGUAGUGUGCGAGGGUGACGGAGAGAACUGGUUACAGUGAAGGUAAAGACAUGGCAGAGGCAGAUGAUCAACCAAAGAGAUGUCCUUGUGGGUUCUGGGGGUCGGCUAGCACAAUGAACCUCUGUUCACAGUGUUAUAAAGAACAUUUGCGUAAAGCAUCACAGUCAUCAACUACUACUGACAACAACGCUAACAAGAACACAACUACAUCGUCACUACUUACUGGCCUCCUUUCCCUUCCCCUCAGUUCUAUGGCAACGACAGCUUCACCGGCAACAACUACAUCAACAGAGAGCCACGAUGGCCCCGCGGAACCAGAGGCCAUGGAUACAGCCAAAGACGAGAAUUCAAUAGAUAAUCAAUCAUCUCAACCGGAGGAAGAAAGACCAGUUCAAAAGAAUAAAAAGAAAUGCUGGAUAUGUCGAGUUAAAUUAGAACUAGCUCAGAGAGAAUUAGGCCACUGUAAAUGUGGAUACGUAUUCUGUCUAAUGCAUCGUUUACCUGAACAGCACAACUGCAUGUUUGAUCAUAAAGACAGUGGGAGGCAAGAAGCAAUGAAGAAAAUGGUUGAUACAGGAAAGAAAAAGAUUGGAAGGUCAUUUCAUAGGAUGGAUUCCAAAGCAUAAGUCAUUAUUAUAGUAGAACCAAUAAUAAUAAUAAUUUAUUAUUAUUAUCGUUACUUAAUUGUAAUACAUUUAAGCUUCCAUACCUUUUAAUUAACUGUGUAUGUAUGUGUGUGUAUAUGUGUGCGUGUGUAUUUUUACAAUACUACAGAAUUGAUUGUACAUUUUGUAGUCAAAAGAGCAUUAACAGAA